GAGAGUCAAACCAGAGGACAGAGGAUCUUACAGAUGCUCUGCUACAAACUCAGUGGGUUCUGGAACCUCACAAAAAUAUCACUUAGAUGUUCAAUUCAAACCUCGAAGCACAAUUUCCCUCAUUGGUCCUGAUAACUACAAAGUAAAAAUUAACAGCCAAAUUAAAUUUGUCUGUAAUACCACUGCAAACCCAAAGCCAUGGUUCUCCUGGUACCGCUACAAAAAGUCAAAGCCUUCUGAUCGGAUGAUUCUAGCUGUUAAUGAACAUGAACUUCUGUUGAAGCGGGUUCAAAGAGAAGAUGAAGCGUGCUACGUUUGCAAUGCCACCAAUACCAUUGGUGCUGGGAACCAUAGUCAACCUGUCUGCAUACAAAUGCUGACAAUUCCUACAGAACAGAAAGCUAUCACAUUACAUGUUGAAGAGGGACAAUCUGUGGCUCGCAUUUGCUCUAACCCAGUUGCAAAUUCCAGCACCAUUUUUAACUGGAUAAAAAAUGACCAAUGGUAUAGUAAAGGGGCUAGACUCUUCAUUGCAUCUGUAAAAGAAUCCGAUUCUGGAAUUUACUACUGUAGAUCCAAUAUCCCAGGAUACAGAGGAUCCAGAAAAGUUUUCAUUGAUGCAUCAUCAUAUAAACCUGAAGUUGAGGUUCAGAUGAAAUGGCAGAAUCCUGAUAGAAGCUUCAAAGACGUUAAAGAAGGAGAUGAGAUUACACUAGAAUGUGUAGUAAAAAGAAGCAAGCCUCAGCCGGACAGCUUUAAUUGGUUCAGACAAUUUAGCUUUUUACCUCUUCACAAUGGUCAGACAUAUAAACUGAGAGUCAAACCAGAGGACAGAGGAUCUUACAGAUGCUCAGCUACAAACUCUGUGGGUUCUGGAACCUCACAAAAAUAUCACUUAGAUGUUCAAUUCAAACCUUGGAGCAAAAUUUUCCUUCUUGGUGCUGAUAAAUACAAAACAAAACUCAACAGCAACAUAUCAUUUGUCUGUUACACCACUGGAAACCCAAAGCCAUGGUACUCAUGGUACCUCUACAAAAAGGAGGAUCCCUCUGAUUGGACAAUAUUAGCUGGUAAUGAACGUGAACUUGAUUUGAAGCGGGUUCAAAGAGAAGAUGAAGCGUGCUACGUUUGCAAUGCAACCAACAUUGUGGGUGCUGGGAACCAUAGUCAACCUGUAUGCAUACAAGUGCUGUAUUCCCCCAAAGAUGUGAGAGUAGAAGCACA
Molecule: messenger RNA, 1224 nt
Organism: Oryzias melastigma (Indian medaka)
Lineage: Eukaryota; Metazoa; Chordata; Actinopteri; Beloniformes; Adrianichthyidae
Product: B-cell receptor CD22-like
Exons: 6
Source: RefSeq, a predicted model, not a curated record